ACGACUUCUCCAGCAGCUGUGGAGCGGGACCUCUGUGGCAUCACGCAGCAACAACGAGGGAGAAACGGCCAAAAUGUAAAAGACAAGAAGCCAUCCACCGCUUUCUGAAAGUAGGUGUGCAGCCCAGAGGGGGGGUCAGCAUUUACGGCGAUGCGUAAAAGUUGCUGUUGGCUGUGUGAUACGUGCGUAAAAGUGAGCCAAAGUAAAUAUUCGAAACGCUUUCCUUUUGAUGUGAUGGAUCGGUCAGUGAGUCUUUGGCAUGUAAUGAAAAACUGAUGCUGUGGGGAACAAUCGCAUGAGGUGGCGAUAGAGCCCGAGCGCAGCGGGCCAGCAGAUGCAGGACUAAGCUCGAGAAUCGAGUUUGUCUGGUGCGCAGGAGAAGUAGGACAAGCCUAACGCCGCCCAGAUACUUCUCCUUCGUCAUGCGUAAAGCACUUUCCUCUUCCAGCAUCUCGAUGUUAUGAUACAGUUCAGUCUCAACGAUUCUUUUCUACAGGACGGCAGGUAGCGCAAAGUUCCGUCGUUCGCAUCCCUCUUGAUCAGCAUGGACGAGUCCGCUGCGGCCAACAGCGGCUCGGACGGGGACAGCAUCAGCCUCAGCGUGCUCAACUGGGAGCAAGUGCAGCGGCUGGACAACAUCCUCACCGGCUCCAUCCCCAUCCACGGUCGCUGGAGCUUCCCGACCCUGGAGGUGAAGCCGAGAGAUAUUGUCAAGGUGGUCCGGAGCCGCAUGGAGGAGAGGCGGAUACAUGUCCGGGAGGUGCGCCUGAACGGCUCCGCUGCGAGCUACGUCCUGCAUGAGGACAGCGGGCUGGGAUGGAAAGAUCUGGACUUGAUAUUCUGCGCCGAGCUGAAAGGAGAGAUGGAGUUUCAGAUAGUGAAAGACAUAGUCCUGGACUCUCUUCUAGACUUCUUGCCUGAGGGAGUGAAUAAAGAGAAGAUCACACCAGUGACCUUAAAGGAGGCCUAUGUGCAAAAGAUGGUGAAGGUGUGUAAUGACUCUGACCGCUGGAGUCUCAUCUCCCUCUCCAACAACCGUGGCAAGAACGUGGAGCUAAAGUUUGUCGACUCCCUUCGACGGCAGUUUGAGUUCAGCGUGGACUCCUUCCAGAUCCGGCUGGACUCGCUCCUCCUCUUCUACGAGUGCUCAGAGCACCCGAUGGCUGCCACCUUCCACCCCACAAUCCUUGGGGAGAGCGUCUACGGCGACUUCCCCACUGCCCUCGAUCACCUGCGUAAGCGCCUCAUCUGCACACGGAGUCCCGAAGAGAUCCGAGGAGGGGGCUUACUCAAGUACUGCCACCUCCUGGUGCGAGGUUUCCGUGCAGCAUCAGAAGGCGAGAUGAAACUGCUGCAGCGCUACAUGUGCUCGCGGUUCUUCAUAGACUUUCCCGACGUGGGCGAGCAGAGGAGGAAGCUGGAGUCCUACCUGCAGAACCAUUUUGUGGACCUGGAGGACAGGAAGUAUGACUACCUGGCCACGCUGUACGACGUGGUACAGGAGAGCACGGUGUGCCUGAUGGGCCACGAGAGGCGCCAGACGCUCAGCCUCAUCUCGUCACUGGCGCUGCGGGUCCUGGCUGAGCAGAAUGCCAUUCCCAAUGCUGCCAAUGUCACCUGCUUCUAUCAGCCUGCCCCUUAUGUCUCCGAUGGCAACUUCAGCAACUAUUAUGUAGCGCAGAUUCAGCCUGUCUACGCCUGUCCACCCUCGCCUCCUCAUCAUCCGUAUCUUACUCCUGCACAUCCCAUGUACGCCACCUGGUUGCCCUGUAACUAAACCUUGUGAGCAUCUAUGCUUUUUGUGUAGCUGGUGGAACACAUGUCCAAUUAAAAGGGGUAAAUGAUGACGUUUUUAUCUCUUCCAUAAGAUGGGAAACUGAGGGAAAUGAGAGGAGCAAAUGCUGGAGACAAAUUUAAACAGACAUUAAGGCGCAGAUUAAAGAAGAGAAUAAAGUAAAGAAGGGAAGACAGUGGGCCAGAGAAAGGCUUUUCCCUGCAGUACGGUGCCACAGUACGAAGGAGCUGAGCACACUGGGAGAGAUGCCAAUGACAGAGGCUGACCAUCAGUUUCAUGGUUCUUUCAUCAGGGCCAAGAUCGAUUUGAUGGAAAAGACCACAAGUCGAGCCUCAGAGUCAUCGACACCCUGGAUCUAAAGAUAUUUUCCUCCUACGAACUCAAUACACAGAAACAGAAACCAGACCCUCACAUUUACAGGCGGCAGCCAUGGAGAGGAACAGACACACGCACACGAUGCAUUGAAGAUAUUGAACAUGAUGCAAUGAAGAUAUUGAUUCUUGAUCCAACAACAGCAACACUUUGACCUUUUACAUGUGCUCUGCUCUUUGUGUGUGGGCGUGUGUGUGUGUAUGUGGGGGGGAGGAGGCGGACCAUGCAAAAAAAAGGAACUGAUACUGUUUACAAAUCCAAAGAUCUACUUCGACACUCAAGUUCUGUCUGAACUGAAAAACAACAAAACAAUGCAUGCUUUAUUCCUGUACAGGAAUAAGUUUCUUUAAGUGCCUCGACAAAGCCCAAAGGGAAGAGACAGUUAUCGUGGUUGCGGAGAGCCGCUGAGUUGUCUCAGUGACGAGCAAUGAUGACCCCUGAUAAAGAUGAAUGUAUUGUGAGAGUUUACCAAUAGCUGAGUAAGGGUCUCUUACACUGAGAAAUGUAUCUUCCUCAACUUUUUUUCCUUUUUAUCUUUUUUGACAAUGUUUCGCUAAAGCUGUCUCUUAUCUGCGGUCCUGCUAGACGAACGCACAUCCUGAUUACCAAAGAGGAAGUAACAACAUAAUCUCAUCAACUAUAGAAAGAAGGGGCGGUAGACUGGAGGUGGUGGAUAGAGAGGGGGAGGGUGGGGAUAAAAAAAUGCUUGUUAAAGUAAAGUAGAUUGUACUUGUGGGAGAAACAGUUUCGUUACGGGAGAAAAUAAACUGCCCUUUUCUGUUGCAACAUACAGUAAAAUGGACCAGCACACAGCCUGACAACAUAACAUGCAACUUAUCCCAGAGAGGAGUUUGUCUCAUUUUGAUUUACUAUUUCAACAACUGUAAUUCUUAAAAAGUGUCUAUCAACAUGCACACAUGCUACAUGCUGAAAUGUUGCAAGGUAAAAUGCACAUUAAUAAAUUGCCUUGAAAUAUGCUACUCAUCCUUUCUUAAAGGUGCCCUGUGGAGUUCAGAUCGAUAACACUAUAUAAAGUUAGGUUUUAUCCUCAAGGUCAAAAAGUAAUUGUUGGGUGGAUAUAUUAGUUUUCGAUAUUUUAAAACAUGCAUUGUUUUACAAUCCCACAUUUGGGGUAUUUUUCCUUGUGCAUCACCAGACAUCAGUGGAUCAGAGUGAAGCUGAUUGAGGGAUAUAAAUAUGCCCUGUUUGGUUCAAUAUGUGCAUGUGAAUCCUUGGAGCACGAUACAAAUGAAAUGGGGACUCACUUACUGCAAUACUCCAUAGCGCUACUAGUGGUCAAAAACUCUACAGGACACCUUUAAGUUUCGAAUGCAUCUAAAACAGAAAGUAAAUUAGAUGUGCAACUCAUUUGAAAUUGUAUUUUGAAACAGUUUUUUGAAACUUUUCGGAAAUUACAAAUUAAAGUUUUAGUAUAAUCAAAACGAUACAAAAAUAUGAUUAUAUGUUACAUUACAUCCCAUCUUUUUAAAUCAAAUAAAUAGAAUGGUAAAUUUCUCCAUAUUUUGUGUACAAAGGCAUUUUGAUAUUCACUGUAAUAGAAAAAAUGAUUGCUUUCCAUGUGUACAAGCUGUUUUCAGGAUAUGUAUCUCCUGUAGCGGCAUCUGCAAAUAUCUGCAGAGCUGACAGUGAUGCAGAUGUGUGUUUGUAAGAGGGGUGGAGUUUGGAUUGUGUGUGUUUCAGCAAUGUACAAGCUUAAAACUGCCAAGGACCCAACAGAUACAAAAGCUUCAGAGGUGUAAGAAGCACAAUUAACAUUGGUCAGUGUUUAUCCUGACUUUUCUGAAAACAUUACAAUUUGACUCGUUGGAAUUGUCAAUUUAAAUCUCUUCUUAGCAUGGAAGAGCACCACAUAAAAAAUGAUUACAGGUAACAGACAAUCACAUGGAUAAUUGAGUGGCAAUAAGUUGAGCUAGGAUUUUUCUCAGCUUUCAAAGUGAAAGAGACUCAGUAUAUUCUCUCAGACAUGUUCAAUCAGAGCUCUUAUUUUUCUAUCGAUCUCUAUUUUUGUACAGUUUGUGUUUGGCUGGUUGUAGCAGGCAGAUUCAAGGGCUGUGUCAUUGAGUCAAGGAUUGUUUUGUUUUUCUUCGUGGUGUGGGGGAAAUCUGUGUUUUACUUCGUGUGAGGCGGAGCAGCGCGGGUGGACACUGUGUUUAAACUGAGAUGCAGAUUUGACUUUGUGCUCUGAACUGUUUCAUAUGAAUUUUUCUGUUGCUCCAAAGAGAUUGUGUCACAGUUGUGUACAUGUGAUUUUAAACUGCUGUCCUGUUUGGACAUGGAAAUAAUGAUCUGAUAAUUGUGUUGCAAAGUUUUUCGACUUGAUAAUUAAAAACAAAAAAGACCAUCACACAA
Paralichthys olivaceus (Japanese flounder) is the source of this 4537-nucleotide messenger RNA. RefSeq names its product terminal nucleotidyltransferase 5A-like. The record is from RefSeq and is a predicted model, not a curated record. NCBI's taxonomy places the organism in Eukaryota, Metazoa, Chordata, Actinopteri, Pleuronectiformes, Paralichthyidae. Gene Ontology annotation, biological process: mRNA stabilization. Gene Ontology annotation, molecular function: RNA binding; poly(A) RNA polymerase activity.